UUCAUUUGUUUGGGAUAUUUUUUUAUUUAAAAGUCUCAAUAAUUGGUGUCUUUGCUUGCCUUUGUGGGAAGAUCUCUACGUGGUAUUGAUCGAGGCGGGUUACCAUCCCUUCAAUGUUGCCGAACUCCUUCUGCUAUGUACGUGCUGUGAUUAAAGAUGCCGGUCUCGACAAAACGGAAUGACGGUGUUCGGAAUGUAGUCCUCGUAAUUUCGAUUUUCUUUUGUGCUCAUCAUUGUUCCUGCUCUUCCUCUGACGACAUUGUGAAUUUGCAUGAUUCUCUGUUCAAGAACUACAAAAACAACGUUAGACCUGUCAGAAACCAACACGACGCUGUGCAUGUCAACAUCUCCUUCAACAUCAUUAUGAUUCACGAUUUGGACCUCAAGAACCAAGUACUGACCACCAACACGUGGAUUCGCAUUGCGUGGAGGGACGAAUUUCUGACCUGGAAUGCCAGUGAUUUUAACAAUGUCACCGAGAUACUGGUGUCGAGAGGAGAGGUGUGGACUCCAGAUCUUCUCGUGGAGAACACGGCGUUUGGUUACAGAGAACUUGGCAUUGACAAGAUGUUGUUAAAUCUAGACCAUAAUGGUUAUCUGAUAUGGGAGCCGGGGCUAAUAACUCAGACAAUCUGUGAAGUCAACAUCGCGAAAUAUCCAUUCGACAGUCAACAUUGUUCGAUACGUCUCAUGUCGUGGAUGCACACCAAUCGGUCUCUGCAAGUAUCCGUAGCCAGCGACUCCAUCGACACGACCAAUUACUACCCCAAUGGUGAAUGGGACUUAGUCGGGACUUUAGUUAAAGCGUUUUCUCCGGAGGACGGAAGCUACAAUGUAGGGGAAAUCCUCCCUGGGGCUGAGGCCAUCAUUGAACUGAGGCGGCGCCCCGUGUAUUACAUAAUCUCCACAAUGCUUCCCAUCUCUAUGCUGUCUUUGCUGAAUGUUUUAGUUUUUAUGCUCCCGACAAACACGGGAGAGAAGAUGACCUUGGCGGUGACAGUGUUGCUGUCGUUUACCGUCUUUAUGAGUGUGGUCAACGAGGUGAUGCCAAAGACCUCCAACAGCGUGUCCAUUCUGGCUGUGUACCUGACCAUCUUGUUGUCUAUGAGUGGACUAUCCGUAGCAUCAACAGUCUUAGUCCUGCACUUUCACCACCACGCUGACAUACAGGCAAUACCCAAACUGAUCAGCGAGGUGCACAACUCCCGCGUUUAUAACGUUCAGCGGUCAAAAAGUAUCAACAACAACAGGUGUCGUAAAACUUCCGGUAUCAUAAAGGAUAACACCAGACCCUCUUCAGAAAAGCUUUUACAGGAUUACAUGGAGGUGGAGGACUCGGCGGGUCAGUCCGACUCGGAGGUUAAUGAUUGUUGUCGCAAACUUCGAUACAAGCUGGAAGACUGGAGAAGGCGCCGAAAACGCCAACCCCUUGGACGAGAAUUCGCCGAGAAACUGGACCGUGGUUUGUUUUGUACCGUUACAGUGCUUACGGUCGUUUCUACAGUCAUUGUGAUGGUUUUAUUAAUUUACUGGUAAUUAAGCACACAUCGUUUCUUAGUUAAUAUUACGUGGUUUUCCUUUAAAAAACGGUUUCUUUUUAGUAUCGUUAUGAAUGUAUAUAAUGUGUCAUGUGACUUGGGUGAGGGAGUGAAUUUGAUGUAUUUCAUACACUAUAUACAUCAUAAAACAUCGGAGACCAUCA
Molecule: messenger RNA, 1702 nt
Organism: Ostrea edulis (European flat oyster)
Lineage: Eukaryota; Metazoa; Mollusca; Bivalvia; Ostreida; Ostreidae
Product: neuronal acetylcholine receptor subunit alpha-7-like
Exons: 6
Coding region: 157-1536 (459 amino acids)
Biological process (GO): signal transduction; chemical synaptic transmission; regulation of membrane potential
Cellular component (GO): synapse; neuron projection; membrane
Molecular function (GO): neurotransmitter receptor activity; transmembrane signaling receptor activity; extracellular ligand-gated monoatomic ion channel activity
Source: RefSeq, a predicted model, not a curated record